Messenger RNA from Daphnia pulex (common water flea), 1326 nucleotides. Its product is annotated as ervatamin-B-like. The record is from RefSeq and is a predicted model, not a curated record. The transcript has 9 exons. Gene Ontology annotation, cellular component: lysosome. NCBI's taxonomy places the organism in Eukaryota, Metazoa, Arthropoda, Branchiopoda, Diplostraca, Daphniidae. Gene Ontology annotation, molecular function: cysteine-type endopeptidase activity. Bases 113 to 1093 code for a protein of 326 amino acids.
UCGACAUCCGAAUGCGGACCGAAUGAUGCUGGGGUUCAUGGCUUCACGGCAUCCUUUAUAGUCUCUUUAUAGUCUGUCGCAAAGAGUCACAGAAGUUGAAACUAACUUGAAAAUGAAGUUUUUUCUCGCAUGCGCCACCAUCGCCAUCGCCUUGAUCGUCGUGUCUGUCGUUCGCCGAACAGCAACUGAUCCCUGGAAGGAGUACAAGACCAAAUACGGUAAAAGUUACACCGAAACCCACGACGCCCAGCGCAAGCAACUCUUCCUCGCCACCGAUGCAUUCAUCGCGAAACACAACAGCCAAACAAAGGCGACCUUUCUGAUGGAACACAAUCAAUUCUCCGACAUGACGACCGCCGAAUUCCAGAAAUAUCUAGGUUUAGUGAUGCCAGAUAAUAGAACUCGAUCAUUGGAAUCGCUAAUAACAAUUGAAGUGAAAGAUCAAACAAUCCCUACCAGCUUGGACUAUCGUUCCAACGAUUGUCUGCCGCCCGUUAAAAACCAAGGACAGUGUGGAAGUUGCUGGGCAUUCGGUGCCAUUGCUCCAAUCGAGUUUGCUCAAUGCAAGAAGUAUGGUUCUCUCGUCGUUUUAAGCGAACAACAAUUGAUCGAUUGCGACCCAUACGACAGCGGCUGCGGUGGCGGAUGGUACACCAACGCUUGGAAUUACCUGCAAAAUGUGGCCGGCGGAUCAGCCCAGCAGUCGCUCUACCCUUACACAGGCAAUGGCGAUUCUUGCAAAUUCACCUCAUCCAUGAUCGGGGCACGGAUUUCUGCCUACGGUUACCUGGAAACUCCAAACGCCGCCAACAUGCAAGCAGCUCUGCAGAUCUACGGCCCCAUCUCAGUUGCAAUUACCGUCGUCUCUUCUUUCCAAAAUUACGCGAGUGGCGUCUACACAGACUCCGCAUGCGACAAUAUGAAUGUCAAUCACGCUGUGGUCGUCGUCGGCUGGGGAACCGCUAACGGAAUCGACUACUGGAUCGUCCGCAACUCGUGGGGAACCGGAUGGGGACAAUCGGGUUAUAUUCUGAUGGAACGCGGAGUCAACAGGUGCCAAAUCGAGUCAUAUCCGGCCGCCGUGAUCGUUUAGGUUAAUGAGAAAGAGAAGAGAAGAUAAGAGAAAGAUAAUUUACCUAAGGAGAUCGUUAGGCCCUAUUAAAAAAAACAAUUUGACCCUCGUAUUUUCAUUUGUCAGGCCUAUACGACCAUGUGCUAUUGAACAUUGCAAUGAAUAAUUUUGUUAUUUUGAAAUUUGUUUGAGGAGGGAAUUUCUAAACAUUUUGGGAGCUAAAUUUGGAUUUGAAUACAUUGGGAUUACAGCCA